Trichophyton verrucosum HKI 0517 is the source of this 1080-nucleotide messenger RNA. RefSeq lists its product as uncharacterized. The transcript has 3 exons. The record is from RefSeq and is a predicted model, not a curated record. Gene Ontology annotation, molecular function: arginase activity; manganese ion binding. Lineage: Eukaryota; Fungi; Ascomycota; Eurotiomycetes; Onygenales; Arthrodermataceae. Bases 1 to 1080 code for a protein of 359 amino acids. Gene Ontology annotation, cellular component: cytosol; cytoplasm; nucleus.
AUGUGGACGACCUGCGAGCAGCAACACAUAUAUCAAGCGGAUAGCCAGACUGCAGACGACACGACACACGGACAGCCAGCAAAGAUGACUUCCCCUACCACGACCAUCGCGCAGAAGUUCCUCUCCCGGCCCCAGGAGCUGGGCGUCGUCGCCGUGGGCUUUUCCGACGGCCAGAAAAUGACACAGCCCAAAGCCGGCGUGGACGCGGGCCCGACGGCGCUGCUCGAGGCCGGCCUGCUGGACCAGGUGCGUGACGAGCUCGGCUACAAGGUCGACUUCGACAGCAAAGUGCACGACUACGCCGACGUCAAGCCUGCGGAGAGCGAGGACCCGCGAUACCGCAACAUGAUCAAGCCCCGGACCGUCUCUGCGGUGACCCGGCGGCUGAGCGAGCAGGUCUACGAGCACGCCCGCGAGGGCAAGAUGGUGCUGACGCUGGGCGGCGACCACUCGAUCGCCAUCGGCACCGUCUCGGGCACCGCCAGGGCCAUCCGCGAGCGCCUCGGCCGUGAGAUGGCGGUGAUCUGGGUCGACGCCCACGCCGACCUGAACCGCCCAGAGGAGAGCGAGAGCGGCAACGUCCACGGCAUGCCGGUGUCGUUCCUGACGGGACUGGCCAAGGACGAGCGCGAGGACGUCUUCGGCUGGCUGACCAAGGACCACUUGAUCAGCACCCGGAAGCUGGUCUACAUUGCCCUGCGAGACGUCGACCGUGCCGAGAAGCAGACGCUGCGCGAGCACGGCAUCAAAGCCUUUAGCAUGCACGACGUCGACCGCCACGGCAUCGGCCGCGUCGUCGAGAUGGCCCUCGCCCACAUCGGCAACGACACCCCUAUCCAUCUGUCCUUCGACGUCGACGCCCUCGACCCCCAGUGGGCGCCCAGCACCGGCACGCCCGUCCGCGGCGGCCUGACCCUGCGCGAGGGCGACUUCAUCGCCGAGUGCAUCCACGCCACUGGCAACCUGAUCGCCAUGGACCUGGUCGAGGUCAACCCCAGCCUGGCCUCGAUGGGCGCCAGCGAGACCGUCCGCGCCGGCUGCUCGCUCGUCCGCUGCGCGCUGGGCGACACCCUGCUCUAG